Molecule: messenger RNA, 1294 nt
Organism: Camelina sativa (false flax)
Lineage: Eukaryota; Viridiplantae; Streptophyta; Magnoliopsida; Brassicales; Brassicaceae
Product: OVARIAN TUMOR DOMAIN-containing deubiquitinating enzyme 10-like
Biological process (GO): protein deubiquitination
Molecular function (GO): cysteine-type deubiquitinase activity
Source: RefSeq, a predicted model, not a curated record
UACAAAUAGUAGGAAAUUAACAGAUUGGGAUAAGAAGAGAAACCAAAACCAUCAUAAUCUCUUAAUAGAUGAAAGGCCAAUAAUAUCAAGCCUAAAUGGGCCUGAUGGAUGAGAUGAUUGAAUCAAUUCCAUUGAUCCACGCCAUCGGAGAAGUUCCAUUUACCUUCCAUCAAAUCAUCGAAAUAUCCGCAUAAGACGAGGUAUAGCUAGAGGAAGUACAAGCGAUAACAGACUCUGUUUUUGAAUCAAUAACAGUCUCGGAUUGUGACUCGGCUUCUGCUUGAAUCAAUAACAAGCUAAUUUGAUCUCUGUUUUCUGAAUGACGAUAUUUUUUUACAAAAAAAAAAUGCCUUUUAGAAACUUUCCCUUUUUGUUUUUUGUUUUUUUUCCUUUUUCUUUUGAACAAUCUAUUAACUCUCCUGUCUAUAAAAGAACCCUAUAAAUCUCGACAGAACCCUAUAAAUUCCAAUCAACCUUAAAAAUCUAGCCCUAAUCUUUUUGUGUGAGAGAGGAUAGGUCGAUCAAAUCCCAGAAGAUGCCUAACAUGCAGACUAAAUCGCUGUGUUUGGACGAUCUUAGUGAUCGGGAAAUUCUUGAGUAUAGAUUGGAGUGGGAAGGUUUCACCGAAUACAAGAUGCAAAGUGAUGGAAAUUGCCAGUUCCGUGCUUUAGCUGAUCAACUUUAUAAAAACUCGGCUCUUCAUAAACUUGUUAGACAAGAAAUCGUACAACAGCUUAAAACUCAUCCAAAGAUGUACAAAGAAUUUAUUAAUAACAUGAGCUUCUCCGAGUAUGUCAAGAACAUGUCCAAGAACUCCGAAUGGGGCGAUGAAGUCACAAUAAAAGCCGCUGCCGAUUUGUAUGUAGUCAAAAUAGUACUCGUUACAUCAAUCAAACAGACUCCAUUGAUUGAGUUUUUGCCCAAGUCUCAAAAAGAACCCGACAGAGUCAUUCAUCUGAGCUAUCUCUCAGGGAUCCAUUUCAACUCCAUCCACCAAAAAAAAGAUCCAGGUUUUGGUUCUGCCUCGAUGAAGAAGCUACAUAGGAAGAAGGAGAAGGAGCAGAAGAAAAUUGAGGAGGAGCGGAAGAAAAAGGAGGAGGAGGAGGAGAGAGUAAGGAAGGAGAAGGAGCAGGAGGAGAAGAAAAGAGACAAGGAGGAGAAGAAAAGAGAUAAGGAGGAGAGGAAGAUGGCGAAGGUGAAGAAGGAGAAGAAGGAGAAGAAGAACAAGGAUAAACAUUUUCACUUUUCUGAUAUGAUGUCAAUACUUGAACAAGAAGAUUAUUCGUUUUUCUAA